AUGGCUACUCUGGCAGUCUCUGAGAUUCCGACCGCCUCUCUCCUCUACAAGCUUAAACGGCUCGCCCCGAUCCCUUCCCCCCUCGCUGCCCCCUCGCAAACCUUCAAUGACACCAUCUCUCUCAUCCGCAAUGACAUCACAAAACUGCAGGUCGACUGCAUCGUCAAUGCCGCCAAUGAAUCUCUCCUCGGCGGAGGUGGCGUCGACGGCGCCAUCCACCGCGGCGCCGGCCCAAAUCUGCUCAGGGAAUGCCGCACCCUCAACGGCUGCCGAACCGGGGAUGCCAAGAUAACCUCUGCUUACGAGCUCCCCUGCAAGAAGGUUAUUCACACCGUCGGGCCCGUGUAUCACUACGAGCUGCCCAAGGGCGAUGGUAUGCCCGAGGUUUUGUUGCGUGGCUGCUACCGUCGUAGUCUUGAGUUGGCCGUCGAGAAUGACCUGAAGAGUAUUGCCUUUUCGGCUAUCAGUACCGGUGUGUAUGGGUAUCCGAGCCAUGAGGCUGCGGGUACGGCCCUGGACGAGGCGCGGAAGUUCCUGGAGGAGCCGGGCAAUAUUGGGAAAUUGGAAAGGAUUAUCUUCUGCAACUUUGAGCGCAAGGAUGAAGCGGCGUAUGAGAAGUUGAUUCCAAAAUUCUUCCCUCCAACGGAGCAGGACCUCCCUCACGCCAGCGCCAGCCAGAAAUCUGAAGAAUCCGAUGGUGAGUCUUCACCGUCGCCUGAGGUCCUCGCAGCCAAACUCCCUGACCCGCCCACCGUGGACCCUGCCUUGGACGGCCAGCCAAAUGCUAAGAAGCAGAAGAUUCAAACCGAGAAUCUUGAACAGAGUAUCAAAACGGAGACGGAGAAGAGUGAAGAUGACUGGGAGGAAGUGGACAAGUCCGAGGGUAGUCCGAUUGAGAGACUGGAUGACGAGCCUGUGGAAGUUGACAAGGCACCUUCGGCUGCUGAUGUACAAAGCGUCCAAUCUAGCGGGAUUAUCGACAUGGAUGAAUCACAGUCCGCAGAGAGCUUACUAGGAAAGGAUUGGUAG
Messenger RNA from Aspergillus wentii DTO 134E9, 1029 nucleotides. RefSeq names its product macro domain-containing protein. Lineage: Eukaryota; Fungi; Ascomycota; Eurotiomycetes; Eurotiales; Aspergillaceae. The transcript has 2 exons. The record is from RefSeq and is a predicted model, not a curated record. Bases 1 to 1029 code for a protein of 342 amino acids.